AAGGAUUUCCACUAAACAAAGUACCUAUAUAAGGCCAAGACCAUUGCAACAAUCAAAAUCACUCCACUUUUCUUUUCAACUUCACAGGAAACCACAAAUCAACAACCUUAAUAACAGCAAAAAAAACAACACACAGACAAAGAUUCUCUCUUCUUGGAGGGGUUAUUUGCUGUCCCCUCCAUAAAUUCGUCACCAAUUCUUGCAUUGGUGACGAAUUAAAAAAAAAAAAAAAAAAAAGCAAAUUCCACUUUCAUUUUUUCUGCAAUUUUCACACACUUUGUCAUACUUUCAUUUUUGGGUUCUGCAUAAAUAUGGCAAUAGAUGACAUGUAUGGGAGCAGUGAUGAAGAAUAUUAUAAUGGAGGGUACGAUGAUGAGUACGAGUCUGAUUAUGAUCGUGACCCUGAACCUGAAUCUGAUGAUGAUUUGGCCUGUGGCAAAGCUCCAUCAUGCAGGGUAAUCCGGAAAGAGUCCCUUUUAGCAGCGCAGAAAGAAGAUUUACAGCGUGUAGUAGACUUGCUUUCUCUGAAAGAACAUCAUGCACGAACCUUGCUUAUUCAUUAUCAAUGGGAUGUUGAUAAGGUCUUUGCAAUUUUUGUUGAAAGAGGGAAAGAAAAAUUGUAUGCAGAAGCUGGUGUAACACUAGAAGAGAAAGAUGAGAAUCCUGCCACCGACCCCUCAACUGAAUUUACAUGUGAAAUCUGCUUUGAAGAUUUCCCUGCUGAGCAAACAACGCUUAUGGAAUGUGAUCAUAGGUUUUGCAAUGAUUGUUGGACGGAGUAUUUCAUAGUAAAGAUAAAUGAUGGUAAGAGUAGACGUAUAACAUGCAUGGCUCAAAAGUGCAAAACAAUCUGUGAUGAAGGAAAGAUUAGGGAUUUGGUCACAACAAAGGAUCCUAAUUUGGCAGAAAAGUUCGAUCGUUUUAUCCUAGAAUCAUAUAUUGAGGACAAUAAGAGGGUUAAAUGGUGCCCUAGUGUUCCUCAUUGUGGCAAUGCAAUUCGUGUUGAGGAUGACGAGUACUGUGAAGUUGAGUGUGCAUGUGGUCAACAAUUCUGUUUUAAUUGCUUGUGUGAACUGCACUCACCGUGUUCAUGUGCUAUGUGGGACCUUUGGCUGAAGAAGUGUGACGAUGAAGCUCCAACUGUCACUUGGUUGUCAGAGAAAACCAAGCAUUGUCCAAAAUGUCAUAAGAUUGUGGAAAAGGAUGGAGGAUGUAACCUGGUAACCUGCAUGUGUGGACAGCCAUUUUGUUGGCUCUGUGGUGGAGCUACUGGACUUGAGCAUACUUGGAAUAGUAUAGCAGGUCAUACUUGUGGCAGAUACAAAGCAAGCCAUUUGAAAAGUGAGGAUAACGUAGAGGGCUAUUGGCGCCUUACUCACUAUUUUGGUCGCUAUAAGGCUCAUAUUGAUUCAUUGAAGAUCGAAGCAUCUGAAACGAAGCAAAAAAUACUUGAUAAAGUUUGUAGCCUUGAAGCAAAGGAAUUCCUCCAAUUAAAAGAUUUCAGCUGGGCAAUGAGUGGAUUUUAUAGACUGGGCCGAUCAAGGCGAGUUGUCGCCAAUUCUUAUCCAUUUGCAUACUACUAUUUCGGUGAUCUGUUUGCGAAUGAAAUAACGAAAGAGGAAAGAGGGAUAAAGCAGAACCUUUUUGAGGACCAGCAGCAGCAACUUGAAACAAAUAUUGAAAGACUUUCAAUGUUCUUGGAAGAGCCAUUUGCUAACUAUCCUGAAGAUAAGCUUGUGGAGACAAGAAUGAAAAUUAUUACUCUCUCCACAGUAACCGAUGACCUCUGCAAAAACUUGUACGAGUGCAUUGACAACGAUUUGCUGGUUCCUCUACAACAAACUACUCAUACGAUAGCUCGUUAUAGAUCCAAGGGUGUGGAGAAAGCAUCAGAACUAUAGAUUCAGAUAUACUCGUAAUGUAUCUUUACUAUAGAGAGCGAUCUCAAGUCUCAACGCAAGGCAUGGAAAACAAUGCAGGUUGCACUCCUUUUAUCCAUAUAUAGUUUAUCUGACUAAAGAAUUUUCAUAACUUGAAAUUGCCAUGCAGUGCUGAGUGAAAUUUGCAAGUUUUGAGCAUUUGGAUGGUGUCAUUUUUGUGAAAGAUGGUUCCCUAACUAGUUUAAUGAACAUUGGCAAGCAAUUGUAUUCUUAUUGUUAGUAUAGCUAGAUUGUAUUUUUCGGAGAAAAAGGUUUAAUAGAGGGUUAUAGUCACAUGAACAUAAAUCCUAUAGUUUUAGGAAGAGGACCAGAUAUAAGUUUUGCCAAUGUAUCAUGUAGAAUUAUCAGAACAAUGUGAUAGCUCAAAUAAGAGAACAAUUCUGUGUAUGUUUUACUGGACAAAUGAUUUGAUUAUCAACCAAUUCUAUUUUUUUAUGACUAAUUACUAA
Molecule: messenger RNA, 2389 nt
Organism: Lycium ferocissimum
Lineage: Eukaryota; Viridiplantae; Streptophyta; Magnoliopsida; Solanales; Solanaceae
Product: probable E3 ubiquitin-protein ligase ARI2
Exons: 6
Coding region: 312-1901 (529 amino acids)
Biological process (GO): ubiquitin-dependent protein catabolic process; positive regulation of proteasomal ubiquitin-dependent protein catabolic process; protein polyubiquitination
Cellular component (GO): cytoplasm; ubiquitin ligase complex
Molecular function (GO): ubiquitin protein ligase activity; zinc ion binding; ubiquitin conjugating enzyme binding
Source: RefSeq, a predicted model, not a curated record